This is a messenger RNA of Nematostella vectensis (starlet sea anemone), 2383 nucleotides long. RefSeq lists its product as uncharacterized. Gene Ontology annotation, biological process: intracellular signal transduction. Bases 138 to 1496 code for a protein of 452 amino acids. The record is from RefSeq and is a predicted model, not a curated record. Gene Ontology annotation, molecular function: protein binding. The transcript is spliced from 2 exons. NCBI's taxonomy places the organism in Eukaryota, Metazoa, Cnidaria, Anthozoa, Actiniaria, Edwardsiidae.
CGGAUCUCACACUUCCUUCAAAACAAGGGUGAAAACACAGCAGUCCUUUGGAUCAAUGUUUUAUUCAUAACACAUUUUUUUCGCUCAAUCGUAAGUUUUUGUUAUCACUACGUGUAUACAGCGAUAACCUGUUUCAAAUGGGUUGUCGUUCGUCUUCUUUGAGAGAGGGGGAUCACGAAGAAUUCUCGAGUUUUGCUCGAUCGUCUUUGCCACGUCUUUCUGGUCGCUCGCAUCGACCGCUCACCCGGAAUGUCGCUCGGCACAAACAUCACUACGACAUCGUUAUUCAACUCAAACACGAAGACAAGGACAUUUACGCGUGCUCCUUCCCUAGUGAUGAUGACGGCGUGUUGCUCUCAGCGUCCAAAGUAGAGCAAACCACAUUUUUGCGCCAUAAUCGUGACUUUUCUUCUAUUCGCCUCUGGGACCUAAACAGAAGGCAGAUAAACACCGGAUUUCUGGCGGAUUUUCCCCGUUCAGGCCGCUCGUGUGAUUUCUCUCCCGACGGACAGCUCGUUGUCAGCUUGUUUAGCGAGGACGCGUUGGCGCUUGUACGCAUGAGGUCAUGGAGAACAACCAGUUCAGAGGUCAUACAGAUGAGGCGGAUUUGGCGAACUAGGGGAUCUUUGUUGUGCUGUACGUUCGCUCCCGAUGGAAGUUCCAUUGUUGUAGUUUCACGACUGACAGGCGAUAUUAACCACAUUUGUGUCAUAGAUAUCAAUUCCAAGAAAUUGGUUAAGAAAAUGAACCCUGCCUUAUCAUCCAAGUUCCGUGGAACUAUCAAAUCCUGUAUAUUUUCGCCGGAUGGAUUGUUCUUAUCUAUUUCCACAUCAAACGGACAACUUGUCGUUUUAGAUAUCCAGGAUCUACACAUACAUGGCAGUUUAGACUUGGAUAAUUCAACAAGUAUGAUUUGUCUAUGUGGCCCAUUCAGACACAAUUCUGGGCACUCGUUAACCCUUGCCAUGCAAUGUUGGUAUUUAUUUGACCCUCGCUAUGGCCACAAAUAUCUAUCAUCUUGCCUUGAAGAUGGCACAAUCCAGACGUGGAUGAUUGAGACAGAAAAACCAGGUCUCAGAUGUAUUCAAAGCACAUACAUUCUACAAACUCCAUGGCAAAAGUUAUGCUCCGCGGCAUUCUCCCCUGAUGGGGCAGUUCUUGCAAUUGGAACUUCAGACUCAAAGAUUUUGGGCCUGAAUUCUGAAAGCCUUACUGUAAUGUUUACACUUAAUGCAUACCUUCAGCCUGAUGGCUUACGGACAUGGUACCAGAAUACGGAAGUUUCUUGCCUGGCUUUUACAAGGACAUGUCAGCAGUUGGCUGCAGGGUAUAAUGAUGGACGUAUCAGGGUUUGGAUGUUACCCUUGAUCAUGAAUCUGCAACACAUGUGCAGACUUUCAAUCAUUAAACACAUCCCUGCUAAUCAGAUUCCUCAUCUACCACUGCCAACGCAUUUGCUGAGAUAUCUGCUCUAUUCUCCUAUUAAAUAUGUUUAGUUAUUGGAAGUUCAAAGGGCAGCAUUUAUGUUAAAAAAAAACAAGACAGCCACAUUUAUACCUAAAUCAUGGUAAAUCAAAUUGUAAAUAUUUUGGUAAGAAGAUCAGAGAAUUUGUAAAUAUUAUGUUAAGAAGAUCAGAGAAGCUUAGGUAGGGGUAAGUGAAGGAGUGAAGCAGUCUAUUUUGACUGAAGAAUCAUUAGAUCUUCCCCUGUUUUAAUUUAUUUAUUUAUUGAUGAUAUUAUCAUAGAUGUAUGCAUCAUAGAUGCAUAAAUCUAUAAAAUUGUAUUAUAUAGCUAUAAAUGACCGGGUAAGUUAUAUGUAAUAAUGCUAGAUCAGUCAUUAUUACCAUAAAUUUUACAUAUCUAGUAAGUAAAACUUAAGUUCAAUUUUCAAUUUACAAUUCCCACAAAAGAAAUCAUUAAUACCAAUAUUUAUUAUCCAUGAAUGGCACAUUUUAAGAAUGGAAAGUAAUUUAUAUUGUAAAAAAUUGCUCAAUAGACUUGCUAUGAAUUGGAUACAUUAUAAAAGCUAUUUUACCUUUACUAUGCUACACUUUGUCAAAACAUGCAAGGAAACCAUAAACAAAUGUAACUGACCAUGGCCGUAGCAGGGGCUAGGGUACUGGGGGUAUGUGCCCCCCAAUAUUUUCAAAAAUUAUAAGGAAAUGACCAGUAGGGUCGUGGCUGCUACAGCUUGGCUAACUUAUUUAAGUAAAUAUCUUGUCUACAAAGCAAGGUCUAUAAUAAUACACGAGGUUACAAACCAUUUUGCAAAUAUUUAUUAUUCAUACUUCAACUAGCCCUACUGUUUUUUUGUAUUAGCAAUAGCAAAAUGAAAAUAGUUAUAUUGCCAUACAUAAAUAAAAUAAUUUCAAUUAACAUAUUA